AUGCAAAGCGAAAAAUACCCCACAUAUUUUGGUAGCAAAGCGAAGUUGGCCACACAGCCAGCUGAGGUCAAAUCAGUCGAAGGUCAAUCCAAUAUCAAUAAACCGAUUGAUAUAAAAGAAACCGAUCAAAAGCAAGUCAAAGCAUCGUUCAUCGUACCACCUGCUCCGGAUGAUGUGUUAACCAUUAAUGAAGAUAUUUAUCUGUCUGAAAUUGAUGAAUCACCAGCUAUAGCAUCAGCUAUUGUAAAGGUUACAGACAAGAAAGAUUUGUUUCCAAAUCCACCAACGCGCGUUAAAACAACCGUUUUUGACGAGUCUGAUUUUCUCGAUUCUAAACCAUCGCGACGAGCUCCACAUCCUUCAAUCCGUCGUGGUGAAGGCCAGCUAUCACAUCCUAAGCCAAACAAAUCUCAGCGACAAAUAAAAAAGUCAAAGGUCACCUCAAUCAACAAAGGGCGAUCAAUUAUUUCCGUCGAAAAGCCAGUAAAAAGGUCGUUUUUUAAUCGGCCAUCAUCACAAGGCCCCAAAAAACCUAUCGAAAGGAAAAAGCCAACUAAGGUUGAAGAGUAUCAACCUCAACCUUUGUCUAGUUAUCGCAUACCAAAGGUAGUUCGCACUCCUACCGAACCAUUCAAAAUUGACAGCAAAGUCAAUCCCAAUCUGGUAGUUCAAAUUGCAAACGAACGUUCGCGCGUAAGCGAACCAAACCCUGCUGUUCCUAUUAAAGAAAGGGUUGCUCUUCCGGUGCCCGAGCCAACAUAUGAACAACUGCGUGCAGCCUUUGAUUCGAAAAAGGCUAAAUUGCGUCGCAAAAAUAAAAAUCGCCGUGAACGCGCUAAACGUGACCGCAAUCUUCUAAAUCACAUUCUCGAAACCAAUAUCGUUCAAUUUGGAGACAAAAACCCAAUCGUUUCGAACGAAUAAUUAUAUUGAAUAAAAAUUGUUACACAUUCAAGAGUUAUACAAUUUCAAUAAAA
Contarinia nasturtii (swede midge) is the source of this 977-nucleotide messenger RNA. RefSeq lists its product as uncharacterized. Bases 1 to 924 code for a protein of 307 amino acids. The transcript has 2 exons. The record is from RefSeq and is a predicted model, not a curated record. NCBI's taxonomy places the organism in Eukaryota, Metazoa, Arthropoda, Insecta, Diptera, Cecidomyiidae.